ACUCUAUGUAAACAAUACAAACAACAUGUAGCAGACGGCUUCGCAGGUCUUGAUGGAAUCGCUUUAACAGUUUUGAAGUUUGCAGUUUGUUCGGGAACUUCGGUACAACGAAAAGCGCGGGUUAAAAAUAAAUAUACUCUAAUGCACAGGCUGGUGCGGAAGACGUGAGAGUGGAGCGACAGGAUGGGGCGUCACCACGCGGCCAAGUUCAUAGAUUCGCUGCGCCUGCAUGUGCGCGGGGGAGCGGGCGGCACGGGCUACCCCAAGUACGGGGGCGUGGGCGGCCCCGGCGGCAGCGUCUACGUCGUCGCCAAGGAAGGGUGCAGCCUGAGGGACGUGGUGCGCCGACACCCCACCAAGAGGGUGGCGGCCAGCGGGGGCGGGAAUAGCCAGGCCCGCCGCAUCCUCGGGGAGCCCGGGACGGACGUGACGGUGCAGGUGCCCGUGGGGGUGUCGGUCAUCGACGACUGUGGCCGGAACCUGGGGGAGCUGGACGCGGACGGCAGCAGCGUGCUGGUGGCGCGGGGGGGCCCGGGGGGCUGCCCCACCAACCAGUACAACGGGGCGCGCGGCCAGGCGCACACGGUCACGCUGGACCUGAAGCUGAUAGCAGACGUGGGGCUGGUGGGCUUCCCCAACGCCGGCAAGUCGACGCUGCUCAAGGCCAUUUCGCGGGCCAGCCCCCGGAUCGCCUCCUACCCCUUCACGACGCUGCGCCCCAGCGUGGGCACGGUGCAGUACCCCGACCUGCGCCAGCUGAGCGUGGCGGACCUGCCCGGCCUGGUGGAGGGGGCCCACGCCAACGAGGGGCUGGGCCACCGCUUCCUGAAGCACGUGGAGCGCACCAAGCUGCUGUUGCUGGUGGUGGACGCGCUGGGGUUCCGCCUGAGCCCACGGCACCGCCACCGCUCCUGCCUCGAGACGGUCCUGCUGCUCAACAAGGAGCUGGAGCUGUACAAGGAGGACUUGCUGCUGAAGCCGGCCGUGCUCGUCGUCAACAAGAUGGACCUGAGCGGCGCGGACGCUGUGCUGCGCGACGUCAAGGCCGCGCUCCGAGACCUGCCUGGACUGCUGGCCGAGGUCCCGGAGGAGCUGCGGCCAACCAGGGCCCUGCAGCUGGACGACGUGCUGGCCAUCUCGGCACGCAGCGACGCCAGGUCCGUGCAGCGGGUCAAGUGGAGGCUGCGCGAGCUGCUGGACCUGCACGCCGAGCAGCGCGCUGACCCGGCGGCCACGGAGAACCAGGCGGCCGCUCGUCUCUCCGCGCAGACCGCGGAGGCUGGCCCGCGCCUCGUGUGACUCAUCCCCUCCUCGCUGGUCCUACCAAUGAAACAGUCGUGCGCGAGAUAGGUUUCAGUGCAAUUGCUUUUAAUUUUCAUGAACUCGUAUAGGUUUCAGUGUAAUUGCUUUUAAUUUUCAUGAACUCGUGUUUGUUGAAAAUAAUGCUAUCUUUGUAAAUAAACAAACGGGAUCAAUGAUACUUUGAUACUUCACCAAAAAGGUGUCAUUUUGACUGAUAUGCAAUGCAAUUUUACAGUAUAAUUAUUUGUAAUAACUGAUGGAAACUAUAAAAAUAAUCAGCAAGUA
Molecule: messenger RNA, 1587 nt
Organism: Bacillus rossius redtenbacheri
Lineage: Eukaryota; Metazoa; Arthropoda; Insecta; Phasmatodea; Bacillidae
Product: GTP-binding protein 10 homolog
Exons: 7
Coding region: 184-1299 (371 amino acids)
Cellular component (GO): mitochondrion
Molecular function (GO): GTPase activity; GTP binding
Source: RefSeq, a predicted model, not a curated record